UUCCGGUCACGAAGACGAUGAUGCUCUUCUUCAGUACCUUCAACAGACGCAGAACACACGAGGGUGCUCCGGCAAGCACAACGUCGGAAUACUCACUUUAAUCGACCGUGACAUUGUCGGAUAAAGCACAUUGUCCUGUGAUAGUGGACGUUGUGCAUUGCGAAGAUGGCAAGGGAUUGAAUUGUCUUCUUUCGUACUGUUAUUUUGGGAUCUAUCCCUCCUUAAUUCUUCCUUUGAGAUAUGUAUUGAUCUUUUAUAAAGAUGUCGUCAUCCUGUAUGUUCAGCCUGGGUCGGUUCGUUGAAGGGCAGAGAUGUAAAUGCGAAGGGGAGCAGAGUAAUUCACACUGAUGUUCAUCUUUAGAUACUAAUACAAACAGCGCUAAUGGAGAACACGUGCUUACCGGUGGUCUCGCUGGAGCGGCAGGUGGAGAGUGUGGAGAGGAGUAUCGUGUUCCUGCGACAGGAGCAGCUGUCACUGCUGCAUGGACUACACCUGGAGAUUCUCUCCCUCCAGAAACGCUGUACAGAGCUUACACAAGAACUCAACAUUAAGCCACCAGGCAGGACUGAAGCAGAGGUGCUGGAGGAAGAGGAGCAGUUGGUGGCCCAUUGCCAGGAAGUGGAGGAGCAUCUGCAGGAGCAACAGAAAAUGCAGAGCGACUUGCGAUGGGAACUGAGCCAGAAGGCGGUGAUGGUGGGCUCUCUCCGCGCCAGUCUGAAGGAGAAGGAGCGCCGUUUCCUGGAGGAACUCAAACAACGCAGCCACAGGACCACUGCACUCAACACUGAGCUGCAGAAGCAGACAGAGGCGGCUGCGUAUCUCUCCUUCCAGCUGCAUUCUGCAAAGCAGAAACUGCAGCAUCAGCGCAGGAGGCCGGCCCUGCCCAGUGCAGACAAGCCCCCCAUCUACCCCUCCCCUCAGGCCAGUGGCAGCAGCUCAAAUGUGGUUAAACCUAAACGGCGUAGCUCAAGCAGGCCGUCCUCACACUUCCACACUGAGCGCACUAGGGAGUGUGUGCCACGCGAGAGGGUGACGGGCCCUGAGGAGCCCAUGGCGAUGCCUGACCCCGCCCUCUUCCUCUACCACUAUAGACACAGAGUUCGUCCACGCCCACCGCACAGACACGCUCUGCAGGAGGCGGAGGCAGGGGAGGAGUCAGAGGAGCUUGAUCAGGGAGCUUCAGUGAGCAGACUGGCAACAACAGUAGCGAAAGCCACAGCAACUACGGCAUCAACUACGGAGAACACUGCAGAAUGAGCAAUUCAUUUACAGUUCACCUCAACAACCUGCUUGUUUUUAUGAUAUUUACCCUUGAAUUGCACCUUGAGUCCCCUGGGACAACCUUGCUUUAUUUACGACUGUGACAGAAAUGUUUAUAUUUGCAAUGCGGUUUGUACAAUUAUUGUUUUACAGUUUGUACUGCUAUGAUGAAUAGACUGAGGAGAGAUUUCUGCUUACGUUCUUUUUGAACAAAAUGCAUCUCAUCUUUAUGUUGCUGGAAAGCAUUUAUGUGAUCAAGUGCCCCAAGGGCCUCAAAACGCAAACAUAAAGAUCUCCAUAACAUGUCCUAACAAGGCGCUAUUCUACAAGUUUUUUUGAAGCAGUUAUUUUUAAAGGACAUUAUUGGGUUACACAUAUUUCUAAAAUACUGUAAUAUUAUGUAGAAUGCAUUCAAACCUGAAUUAUGUGCAUAUGUAGGUCUGUUUGCAUUUCAGCGAGUGGGAAAACGACAGGUGCUAAGUAGAGGAUUUGUAUGCGGCAAUGUACAAGGAGGAAAUAUAGACAUUAUUUUGAAUUUAUUCAGCGGAAAACACAAACUUGAAAGCUUAAAUGUGUUUGUGAAAAGUGUUUUAAAUAGUAACUUAAAGAUAAAGUAAUUAGUGAUGUAAUUACUUUUCAACAAAUUAAUCAUUGACGUAAUCAGAUAAAAAAUUUAGAGAUGUAAUUAGUAAUUUGCAGUGGAUUACUAGUGGGGCUAGCCCAGGCCGUAACAAAAAUAGAAACCAAGUGAUUGAUAAAAUGUUCAAUGUGUAGGUCUCUGUGGAACAAUAAUGGGUGUUUCCCAAUCAGUGGGUGUUUUCAAACCGGGAUGGGUGUUUACCACUUUACACAAUUUGCCUACCACAUUGAGAUUCCCUUAUUUCAUUGGAUAGUUGAAAACAUCCAUCCUGGUUUGAAAACGCCCACAGAUUGGGAAACGCCCAUUAUUGUUCCGCAGAGACACAAGUCUCAAAUGUUCUGUUCUUGUCAAUUGUCUUUCAUGGCUGGUUAGGACAAACACUCAGAUUUAGGCCACAUCUUUUACAUUUUCAUAUGAAAACGCAUUGAUUUUGCUACGUUUACAUCUAAUGUUGGAACGGCGUUUUCCUCUUUCAAACGUAGCAUUCUAAAAACGCUCUCCAUUACUGCAUACUUUGGAUUGUGAUGACAUUAGGGGGAAAAAAAUGGAUUAGUGUGGAUGUGGCGUUAUAUGGAAGAGAUAGCUUUUAUUGCUUGUAAGACAGUGUCCUUGUCAACUCGGUACUGCUGAGUCUUUGAUUGACUGGGUUUUUUUAUCUGUGCCCUUGCUGUGGAAUAGCUCAUCUCAGCUAUUUGCCAGGAUUGCUGAAUGGUCUGUUGUCUGUUUGGUGUCACCACAAGUGCACUCUCUCAGCCCUCCAGAUGUGAUGAGGAUUUUAUCCCCUAAAUACUGGUUCAUGGUUCAGUUUAGCAGAGAAAUUCUGUAUGAAUGGAGAACACUGGAGAUCUGUAGCGCAUAUAACCUGAAUCAUUUGCUUAAGUGCUUUAUCUGGUGUAUGAACACAGAGUGUGUUUAUGUAUGUGAGCUUGUUGAUUGGAAGAGAGUGGGCUCAAGGUUCAAUGCGGUCAACGCGAUGUCCAAAGGACUACUACUUUUAUGCUGCUUAAUCCACAGUCUGUGACUCACAAUGUUUUAGUUUGGUGUUGCAGAUUAAAUUAUUGCAUUUGAAACAUCACACAGUAUGUAGAAUCAUAAUCCUUUUUAUUUCAUAAUUUUCUGUUGCCAUGGUAGAUGUGCAUAUACCAGCUUUGGUGGUAUGGUGAUUAUUAACGGCAAUAUAAUACACAUUGUAAAUCUAUUUAAAGUUUGUAUGACACAAAAAGCUAGUAAAUUUGUAAUAUGUAACAUUAGAUCUAGCAGCAGGGAGGAACAAAUUUGAACGUAACUAGUGCACAUACUGAGCUGUGUAUAAUGAGGGCCAUGGUAAUAAUUUGAAUGCACUGUCAUUAUGGGAUGGGAGGUACAGACAAAAUUGCCUUUUAUGAUCAUUAACAGGCAAUAAUGAGUUCCCUCCACUAAAAUAAAAGUGUACAUGUCUCAGGUUAUACAAUUUGUGUUAGCUAAGAGAAAACACUGAGUCUCCAACCCUUUGAUUACAAAGUAAGAUGUGAGCAGACUGUGUUCACGUGUUUCUAGCUGUGGUGUGUACGCCUUGUCCCCUGCAUAAUUUUGCAGAAACAUGCUAAAUGCUGAGCUUUUCUAAAGAUAUUUGCAAUUGUACAUGUUAGAUUUGUAUUUGACAAAUGUCAAAAGCAGCCCUGUUUAUAUCUCAAGGCUUGUAUCUGAAUGCAUAAAAUUUUUUCCAUAAUUUCAAGCCCUGACAAAGUGAUGUUUGCUUCACUCAGGGUCCAAAAUACUUUAUUUAGUAAAUGUACACAAAUGCCUGACACUAUUUAAAAGGCCUAUAACCAGUUUUUGUAUUGUAAGUGCUGAAAUAGAAAUACUUUAGGACAUAGGUUGAGCUAGAGUGUGUGAUACAUGAUAUUGCCUAUAAUCACAUUCACAAGAGUAAUAGGUGUUAAUUUAUGAUUGACUUGUGUAAUUUAUAAGUUCUUUAUAAUGCCAUUGUGAUUUUCCGUACUUGUUCGUUAAAAAGAGAUAAGCAAUACUGCCUCAGUUCUACAUAAUCAGAUUUGCAACAUAGAUUGUUUUGAAUGUUUUGUUUUGAGGUGACCAGUGUGCUUACUGAGGGUUUUUUAUUCUUAAAUGUGGAAUCACCUGUCUUCCCUUUAUUAUGGGUUGAAAAAUCUGACUGUUAUAUCGGAUCCAAGGGAUUUUAAAACUUAUUUUGUGUUUUCUCAUUUUAGAAGGGCAUGUUGACAGGGAUGUGUGGUCUGAACAAAAUUUAAUGGGAAACUGCAGUACUGCUAACACGCUGUAUUUGCAUGUUGGGCCAAUACCAGACACCAAUGUCCUUUUUCACAACCGUUUGGAAAUGUAUAUCUGACUGUCCACAAAAAAAUGUGCAACAAUAAUGUCACAAUAAAAAAAAAUCUACUGUUUACUCUAUAAUGCA
Myxocyprinus asiaticus (Chinese sucker) is the source of this 4317-nucleotide messenger RNA. RefSeq names its product coiled-coil domain-containing protein 92-like. Bases 383 to 1258 code for a protein of 291 amino acids. Lineage: Eukaryota; Metazoa; Chordata; Actinopteri; Cypriniformes; Catostomidae. The transcript has 4 exons. The record is from RefSeq and is a predicted model, not a curated record.